This is a messenger RNA of Notothenia coriiceps (black rockcod), 2893 nucleotides long. RefSeq names its product Ca2+-dependent activator protein for secretion b (gene cadpsb). Gene Ontology annotation, biological process: dense core granule exocytosis; synaptic vesicle exocytosis; positive regulation of exocytosis. NCBI's taxonomy places the organism in Eukaryota, Metazoa, Chordata, Actinopteri, Perciformes, Nototheniidae. Gene Ontology annotation, cellular component: glutamatergic synapse. The transcript is spliced from 22 exons. The coding region runs from base 209 to 2893 and encodes 894 amino acids. The record is from RefSeq and is a predicted model, not a curated record.
GGAGCAGAGUCGACCUCCUCCAGCUCCACUCGUACUGCUGACAUCCCUCAGCGCACGAGUACAAUCCGGGCCUGUCUUGACUCCGGGCAUAUUCUUCAUGAAAUAUCAGCACGGAUAAGACAACGGCACAUACAUCAUCUGAAGGAUAUCGAAACACCUUAUUUAGUAGGUUAGGAUAUCUGUAGGGAGUCAUCACCUCUAGAGCAAGAUGUUAGAUCCGUCGUCCAGCGAGGAGGAAUCUGAUGGGAUAGUGGAGGAGGAAAGCAAAGAGGCGAUGGCACCCCAGGCCGGAUCCCGCAUCUCUCCAAGCAGGACAAGCGAGAGCGCGGGCGGGCUGGCUCCCAGCAACAGCCGCAGCAGCAGCAGUGCCCGUCCGACCAGCCCGAGCCCGUCCGCCGCCAGCGAGGAGAAAGAGGAUCUGGAGAAGAUGCAUAGGGAAGAAGAAGACCGUAAAAAGAAGCUGCAGUUGUAUGUUUUUGUGAUGCGAUGCGUCGCUUACCCCUUCAAUGCUAAACAGCCCACAGAUAUGGCAAGGCGACAGCAGAAGAUAACCGAGCAGCAGCUUCGGCAGACCAAGGACCGUUUCCAGGCCUUCCUCAACGGAGACACACAGAUUGUGGCUGAUGAGGCAUUCAUCAACGCUGUGCAGAGCUACAAUGAGGUGUUCCUAAAGAGUGACCGUGUGGCUAAGAUGGUCCAGAGCGGCGGCUUCUCGGCCAAUGAUUUCAGGGAAGUGUUCAAGAGGCACAUCGAGAAGCGCGUACGCAGCCUUCCAGAGAUCGACGGUCUGAGCAAGGAGACGGUGCUCAGCUCCUGGAUGGCCAAGUUCGACACCAUCUACCGCGGUGACGAGGAUCCACGCAAGGCGCAGCAACGCAUGACUGCCAGCGCGGCCUCUGAGCUGAUCCUCAGCAAGGACCAGCUGUACGAGAUGUUCCAGAAUAUCCUCGGCAUCAAAAAGUUUGAGCACCAGCUGCUCUAUCAAGCCUGUCAGUUGGACAACCUGGAUGAGCAGGCUGCCCAGAUCAGAAGAGAGCUGGAUGGUCGUCUUCAGAUGGCAGACCAGAUUGCCAGGGGUGGAAAGUUCCCCAAAUUUGUGUCUAAAGAAAUGGAAGCCAUGUUCAUUGAGGAGCUUAAGUCCUCAGUGAACCAGCUGAUGGCUAAUCUGGAGAGCAUGCCAGUGUCCAAGGGAGGGGAGUUCAAACUCCAGAAGACGAAACGGGGACACAAUACCUCCAUCAUCGACAUGGGCCAGGAGGACGAGAACACACUGUCCAAGUCUGAUGUGGUUCUGUCCUUCACUUUGGAGGUGGUGAUCAUGGAAGUGGUGGGGCUGAAGUCUCUGGCUCCGAACAGGAUUGUCUACUGCACCAUGGAGGUGGAGGGAGGCGAGAAACUCCAGACCGACCAGGCAGAGGCAUCCAAGCCAACCUGGGGCACCCAAGGGGACUUCACCACCACACACCCUCUGCCUGGUGUCAAGGUGAAACUGUUUACCGAGAGCACUGGGGUGCUGGCAUUGGAAGACAAAGAAUUGGGAAGGGUCGUCCUCCACCCGACUCCUAACAGCCCUAAGCAGUCAGAGCUCCACAAGAUGACUGUGACCAAGGCGUGCCCCGACCAAGAUCUGAGGAUCAAACUGGCCAUACGUAUGGACAAACCUCAGAACAUGAAACACUGCGGGUAUCUUUGGGCUUUUGGAAAGAAUGUUUGGAAGCGCUGGAAGAAGCGUUUCUUUGUCCUUGUGCAGGUGAGUCAGUACACGUUUGCCAUGUGCAGCUACAGAGAGAAAAAGUCAGAACCCCAAGAGUUGCUCCAGCUGGACGGGUAUACUGUGGACUACAGUGACCCCCAGCCAGGCUUGGAUGGUGGCAGGGCUUUCUUCAAUGCAGUGAAGGAAGGCGACACUGUGAUCUUCGCCAGCGACGAUGAGCAGGACCGCAUCCUGUGGGUCCAGGCCAUGUACCGAGCCACCGGCCAGUCCCACAAGCCUGUCCCACCCACUCAGGUCCAGAAACUUAACUCCAAAGGGGGUGCCUCGGCCCAAAUGGAUGCUCCCAUUUCUCAGUUCUCUGGACUCAAGGAUGCUGACAGAGCUCAGAAACAUGGCAUGGAUGAGUUUAUCUCCGCUAACCCCUGUAGCUUUGACCACGCCUCGCUUUUCGAGAUGGUGCAGCGGCUCACGUUGGACCACAGGCUCAAUGACACCUUCUGCUGCUUGGGUUGGUUUAGUCCAGGCCAGGUGUUUGUCUUGGACGAGUACUGUGCCAGGAAUGGAGUUCGAGGUUGUCACAGACAUCUGUGUUACCUGCGUGAUCUACUGGAAAGAGCAGAGGGUGGGGCUAUUAUUGACCCCACUCUUCUUCACUACAGCUUCGCUUUUUGUGCCUCUCAUGUCCAUGGGAACAGGCCGGACGGGCUGACCACAGUGAAAGUGGACGAGAAGGAGCGCUUUGAAGACAUCAAGGAGCGGUUGCGUGUGAUUUUGGAAAACCAGAUUGUAAAUUUCAGAUAUUGCUUCCCCUUCGGCCGUCCAGAGGGAGCACUGAAGGCCACAUUAUCUCUGCUGGAGAGGGUCCUGAUGAAGGACAUUGUGACCCCAGUCCCACCAGAAGAAGUCAAAGGAGUGAUCCGCAAAUGUUUGGAGCAGGCCGCUCAGCUCAACUACGAGCGGAUUCAAGAAUAUGCUACAAUCGAAGUUGAGAAAGGUCAAAAGGAUCAAAAGGAUCCAGAGAACGUAGGCCGCUUAGUCACGCCUGCCAAAAAGCUGGAGGAAACAAUUCGCCUGGCGGAGUUAGUCAUAGAGGUCCUCCAGCAGAACCAGGAACACCAUGCGGAGGCGGCAGUCACAAGUUCUGGAGAUCAAUCGGGAAAAGAGGUAUUUGCAUUGUGA